AUGCCUCCUCCACCCCAUAUCAAACCCGAAAAUGUCCUCAAGAGGGCCCAAGAACUCAUCGCCGUGGGCCAGGCUCCCGCCGCCCUGACGGUCCUUCACGAACAUGUCAUUUCCAAGCGGACUCGCAGCAGUCCCAUCGCCUCCCUCGAGCCGGUCAUGAUCCUCUUCGUUGAACUGUGCGUCGACUUGCGAAAGGGAAAGGCUGCCAAGGAUGGCCUGUAUCAGUUCAAGAACAUUGCUCAGAACACCAACGUGGGAACUAUCGAGCGGUUCAUCGAACUCGCAGAACAAAAGGUUACCGAGGCUCAGGCCAAGGCAGAUGAGAUCCAGUCGUCCCUCGAGUCGGUGGCGCCUUCGACCAACGUCGAGGAUCUCGAAGCCAUCGAAACCCCGGAGACCAUUCUCCUGGCCACCGUCUCUGGCGAGCAGUCCAAGGAUCGCACCGAUCGCGCCAUCGUCACGCCCUGGCUGAAGUUCCUGUGGGAGACCUACCGGACCGUGCUCGAAAUCCUGAAGAACAAUGCCCGCCUGGAGGUUAUGUACCAGACGACUGCGCUACAGGCUUUCCAGUUCUGCCUCAAGUACACCCGCAAGACUGAGUUCCGCCGACUGUGCGAGCUGCUCCGGAAUCACGUCCAAAAUGCUGCCAAGUACUCGGCCCAGAUGCACGCUAUCAACCUGAGCGACCCGGAUACGCUGCAGCGCCACCUUGACACCCGUUUCCACCAGCUGAACGUGGCCGUUGAGUUGGAGCUGUGGCAGGAGGCUUUCCGCAGCGUGGAGGACAUUCACACUCUGCUGAGCCUCAGCAAGCGCCCGCCGAAAAACAUCAUGAUGGCCAACUACUACGAGAAGCUGGCUCGGAUAUUCCUCGUCAGCGAAAACUACCUCUUCCAUGCCGCCGCGUGGAACCGCUACUACAAUCUCCUCCGUCAGUCGGCAGCAACUCUUGCGGCUGGUCAGGGCUCGAAGAAGGACAACCCUCCCGUCUCCGAUGCGGACAUGACCAAGGCCGCCUCUUUCGUGCUGCUGUCAGCCCUUUCCAUUCCCGUCAUCAGCACCUCCCGCUCCCGGGGUGCCUUGGUCGAUGUGGAUGAGGUCCGCAAAAACAAGAACGCUCGGCUCACCAACCUGCUGGGUAUGGCUCAGCCUCCUACCCGGGCCUCUCUCUUCAAGGAUGCCCUGAACAAGGGUCUGCUCAAGCGUGCCCGCCCCGAGAUCCGCGACCUGUACAACAUCUUGGAGGUUGACUUCCACCCCCUGUCGAUCUGCAAGAAGAUCACCCCGAUCCUCAAGCAGAUCGGCGCGGAUCCCGAGAUGGAGAAGUAUGUCGGGCCUUUGCAGCAAGUCAUUUUGACCCGCCUGUUCCAGCAGCUGUCUCAAGUGUACGAGUCCGUCGAGCUCAAGUUUGUCUACGAACUGGCUCAGUUCCCCGCUCCAUUCCAGGUCGACCAGUCCAUGAUUGAGAAAUUCAUCAUGAACGGCUGCAAGAAGGGUGACCUGGCUAUCCGUGUGGACCAUGUCGCCGGUGUCCUGACCUUUGACUCCGACAUCUUCUCCUCUGCCAAGGCCUUACACCCUGGCAGCGCCGCGGGAUCCGCGGAGAGCGAGGUCGGUACUGUUCAGCGCCUGCAGAGCACGCCGGCCGAAAUUGCUCGCUCUCAGCUCACGCGCCUGGCCAAGACUCUCCACAUCACCUGCCUGUAUGUUGAUCCGUCCUACACUGAGGCACGACUCCAGGCCAAGCAGCUCGCGCACGCCCGUGCCAAGGAGGGCGCUGCCAAGGAGCAUGAAGAGACUCUGGCUCGCCGGAUCAUCAUCGAAAAGAAGAAGGAGGCUGCCACGGAGUCUCUUCAGCGGAAGCAGCGCGAGGAGGAGACGAGGAAGCGCAUUCGCACGCAGCAGCUUCAGGAGGCUGAGAAGCAGCGGUUGCUCGAUGAGCACCGGGAGCGGGAGAAGAAGAGGAUCAAGGAUGAGCAGGACCGCAUCCGCCAGCAAGAGCUGAAGAAGCAGCUCGAGGAGCUCAAGAGCGGCGUCAAGGGCCUGGACGUUAGCGAAAUCGAUCUCGAGGAACUUGACACCAACCGCCUGCGUGCCAUCAAGCUCGCCCAGCUGGAGAAAGAGAAGAAUGAGCUCAACGACCGGAUCCGCAUCACGGCCAAGCGCAUUGACCACUUGGAACGAGCAUUCCGCCGUGAGGAACUCAAGCACCUUCCGGAAGACUACGAGCGACAGAAGAAGCACGACCUGGAGGUCUACGAGCGGCAGAAGGAAGAAAUCUUGAAGGAGGCGCAGCGGAAACACAAGGAGGACGUUGCACUGAAGCAUCGUUUGAGUCGUCUGGUGCCGUACUUCAAUGAAUUCAAAAAGAACCUGACAGAAAAGCGUCAUGAAGAAUUCGAGAAGCGCCGCAAGGCGGCUGAGAGAGAGUUCGAAGCCAAGAAGAGACAACGAAUCAAGGAGGUGCGGGAGCGGAGACUCCGCGAGAAGGCGGAACGGGAGGCCGAAGAGCGGCGGAGGAGGGAAGAAGAAGAGCGCCUUCGCCGCGAAGAGGAGGAACGGAAGGCCAGGGAGGAAGAGCAGAGACGGAUCCUCGCGGAAGAGAAGGCUCGGCGCGAGGAAGAGAGAAGGAAGCUCGACGAGAUUGCCGCCAAGCAGAAGCAGCGAGAAGAGGAAGCAGAGGCUCGCCGUGCUGCUCGGAAAGCCGGUCUCGCCGCUCCCCCGCCAGGAGAGCCUGUUACUCGUCCCGAAGAACCACGCACGGCACCCCGUCUCAAUCUCGCUCCACGCCCUGGUGCCGGGCCCAGCUGGAGAGAGCGCCUGGCUGCCAAGGAGGCUGCAGCAAAGGAGGCCGCGGCGAAGGAGGCUGCAGCGAAGGAGGCUGGUGCGGACGCGGCCGAGCCACCCAAGGAAGAAACUACGCUUCCUCGCAAGCCUGGUGGCUAUGUGCCUCCCCACGCGCGCCAGGGAGCUGCCGCUGCCGCUGCUGGACGGGAUACCUCUGCGGCGAACGGUGCUACUGGUACUACCGAGCGCUAUGUUCCUCCUCGUCUUCGCGAGGCCGCUUCUCAACCGUCUAGCAGAGUUCCAUCUUCGUCUGGUGCCUCUGCUGCUGCUAGUGCUGCUCCUUCCGCUCCAGCAGCAGGGAAAUCCGAGGAGACGAAAGCGCCCAGCACGCAGAAGUGGGUGCCACGGUGGAAGCAGCAACAACAGCAGCAGCAAAGCUAG
This is a messenger RNA of Rasamsonia emersonii CBS 393.64, 3228 nucleotides long. RefSeq names its product Eukaryotic translation initiation factor 3 subunit EifCa. Gene Ontology annotation, cellular component: eukaryotic translation initiation factor 3 complex, eIF3e; eukaryotic translation initiation factor 3 complex, eIF3m; multi-eIF complex. The record is from RefSeq and is a predicted model, not a curated record. NCBI's taxonomy places the organism in Eukaryota, Fungi, Ascomycota, Eurotiomycetes, Eurotiales, Trichocomaceae. The coding region runs from base 1 to 3228 and encodes 1075 amino acids. The transcript is spliced from 4 exons. Gene Ontology annotation, biological process: translation reinitiation; formation of cytoplasmic translation initiation complex. Gene Ontology annotation, molecular function: translation initiation factor activity; mRNA binding.